AUGGCUCCAUUAGAAAGAGUUGCGACCCGAUCCCCAGCCUCUGCCGCCCGGAUAAGGGCGCAGAACCGACGCCGCGAAUACCUGCAACAGCAUCCCUCAUACUAUGACAACAUAGAACAUGAGCUCGCGGAUCCCGUCAUUUAUGAGCGCCUGGUAAAGAGGUUCCAAUCUGCCGAGGAACGCAGCAAGGAUGUCAAGGCAAAGGGCUAUGGCCGCACCCUCGAGGCGUCUCUCGUUAGAGGCGAGACAACGCUGGCGAACCUGCGUGCUGAGGAGCAGGACAACGGUGCCUCCACUGACGACAGCGCACAAGGUCGCAUGUCUCAGAAUGGUCCAGCUUCAAUGCCGAGCGGACUAGAUGCCUGGGAUGAUGAUGCGCGGGACAAGCAGGAAGGCCUCGAGCUGUGGCGGGCGUUCCUCGAAGACCGCUUCGUGCAUGGCCGAGAUGACGAAUUCGACUACAGCCUCGUCGACAGCGACGAUGGCUAUGACGCCCUGGAGAUCCAAGACGCCGAGGACCGUUGGUUCGACAAGGAAGAACCCAGCUGGGCUGAUGACGAUGCCGACGAGACUGAGACCCCUCACAACGGUGCAAGCGCCGGUGAGACAGGCAUCCAGGACUUUUGA
Molecule: messenger RNA, 627 nt
Organism: Clonostachys byssicola
Lineage: Eukaryota; Fungi; Ascomycota; Sordariomycetes; Hypocreales; Bionectriaceae
Source: the annotation of a GenBank genome assembly